AUGGCAAUUAUUUUAUCAAUAACAGAAUACUUAAAUGUUCUUUUCAGUAUCACUACUAUCACUAAUUAUAAUUUUGGAAUAUUUAAAAUUAUAGCUUUACUUUUAGUUGUCAACUUAUUUAAAUAAUUAAAAAAUAGAAUAGUUUUUGUAAAAUUUUUGAUAAUUUUACAUUUCCAAAUAUACAAAAAUUAGUAUGAAUUAUAAUCCUAAUGUAAAUAAACCAGUAUAGAACUAUUAGCUAAAUAAAAUAAAGUAGCUUUUUUGAUUACGAAAUUCGGAGAUGAUUCUUGCAGUAAGAAUCAUUAAUAUUAAGUCGGAACAAAUUAUUUCAUUAUACACGGUAAAUUUCUAUUAUCUUAAAGUGUACAAAGUAAAAUUGAAGAGCGUCAAGUAAUGCAAAAUCAUUUUUCAAACAGUAUUACAUUUUUAUAUUGCUUCCCUAAUUCCUUUAAGUAUUCAAGAUUAUCAUGGAUAGAAUGUGAAUGUUCCUUUUAAACUGAUUAAUCAUAUAGAUUUAAAGAGAAUUCUCGCUUGUUCAUCCUUUAAAAGAACUAUAUUUAGAUGGCAGAAUCUUAUCUAGACUCUUACAAUAGUUUAACUGAACUAAGGUUAUUAAUAUAUUCUAGAACUUUAUGAUAUAAAGGUCUAGAUGAUUCUAAAUAACUAAUUCCAAAUUAUUAGUAAAAAUAAAUUCUCUUGGAUUUAUUAAAUCUUUCAAAAUUACAAAUUGAUUACCUUUAACCAUAAGACAUGA
Messenger RNA from Paramecium octaurelia, 754 nucleotides. Lineage: Eukaryota; Ciliophora; Oligohymenophorea; Peniculida; Parameciidae. The record is from the annotation of a GenBank genome assembly.